Paramormyrops kingsleyae is the source of this 2381-nucleotide messenger RNA. Its product is annotated as extracellular calcium-sensing receptor-like. Gene Ontology annotation, biological process: G protein-coupled receptor signaling pathway. Gene Ontology annotation, molecular function: G protein-coupled receptor activity. The record is from RefSeq and is a predicted model, not a curated record. NCBI's taxonomy places the organism in Eukaryota, Metazoa, Chordata, Actinopteri, Osteoglossiformes, Mormyridae. Gene Ontology annotation, cellular component: plasma membrane.
GAACUACAGGGAAUAUAAGCUUGCCCGUACGAUGGUCUUCACCAUUGCGGAGAUUAACAGGAAUAACAAGCUGCUUCCAGGUGUCACACUGGGCUACAGGAUCUACAAUGCCUGUGGAGACAUACAGAUUCUCAGUGCAGUGUUCACUGCUGUGUCUGGACCUGAGGAUUGCAGCAACACCAGAGUGCAAGCACUUAUUGGAUGCUCCUCAUCAGGACCCAGUAGUAUAGUGAGCAAAACCAUUGCCCCUUUACACAUUCCCAUGGUCAGUCACCUAGCAACCUGUGAAUGUCUGAGUAAUAGAAACAUCUACCCUACAUUUUUCAGAACUGUGCCCAGUGACCGCUUUCAGGUCAUAGCCCUAGUUGAGCUCUUGAAAUAUUACGGCUGGACAUGGGUGGGGUUUGUCUACAGCAAUGAGAUGUACGCUGAGGAAGGGGCAGCUGCAUUUACAAAGCUUGCAAGGAAGGAGGAGAUUUGUAUUGAAUACAUAACACAGUUCAUUGAUACUGCUCCAGAAGAAUAUGCGCUUUCAAUUGCAAAGACAAUAAAAACAUCCACUGCCAAAGUUGUGUUAGCUUUCAUGUCCAUGUCCUACUUCAGGAAAUUCCUGGAAACAACAAAGAGUGCAAAUAUUACUGGUAUACAGUGGAUUGGUAGUGAGGCCUGGAUCAUAACAAGAGAUUUAGCAACAGUGGGCAGUGUGAAUUUACUACAGGGUGCAAUGGGUUUUGCUAUCACUGAAUGCCUUAUCCCAGGACUGAGAGACUUUUUGCUCGGCCUUCGACCAUCAGACCAUCCUGAAAGCACCUUCACUAGGGUGUUUUGGGAAACAGCCUUUAGUUGUCGCUUGUCUGUCAACAGCAGCUCUGGUUUUUCUAAACUGUGCAACGAGACAGAGGAUGUAAGGACCAUCACUAAUGACUACACAGACAUGUCAGAGUUUAGAACUGUCUACAGUGUGUACAAGGGAGUGUAUGCUAUAGCCCAUGCACUGCACAGCCUCCUGGCCUGUCUCCACGGAGAGAACCCCAGCACUGGAGAGCCAUGCUCUAAGAAGGAUGACAUUCAGCCAUGGCAGGUGUUACGCCAUUUGAAGAUAAUAAAUUUUACCACCCAUUGUGGGGACAAAGUAUAUUUUGAUGAAUAUGGAGCUUCUGUCCCUCAAUAUGAUUUGGUGAACUGGCAAAUUGACACAAAAGGUUUUGUCAAAAUCAUCAAUGUUGGCCGGUAUGAUGCGUCGUUACCAAGUGGACAGAGACUUAAGAUAAAGCAGAAUGUCAGUAUUGUUUGGACUGGAAACCAAGACAAGGUUCCGCAGUCUGUUUGCACAGAGAGCUGCCUGCCUGGAACGCGAAAAGCUUUGAAUAAGAAAAGGCCCGUGUGCUGCUUUGACUGUAUACACUGCGCUGAGGGAGAAAUUAGCAACCAGACAGACUCAGUCACCUGCAUUCAAUGUCCUGAAGAAUAUUGGUCCAAUGAAAAUAGAGACCAGUGUGUUUCAAAAGUGACAGAAUUCCUGUCCUAUGAUGACAUUAUGGGGACACUGCUUCUUGCCUUUGCUUGCUUUGGGGCACUUUUAGCUCUGAUAAUGUUAGCCGUGUUCCUGCACUCAAAAAACACGCCCAUUGUCAGGGCCAACAACUCUGAGCUGAGCUUCCUGCUGCUCUUUUCCCUGACCCUGUGUUUCCUCUGCUCACUCACGUUCAUCGGCCGACCCUCUCACUGGUCCUGUAUGCUGCGCCACACGGCGUUUGGGAUCACCUUUGUCCUCUGCAUCUCUUGUGUUCUGGGGAAAACAAUAGUGGUGUUAAUGGCCUUCAGGGCUACACUCCCAGGCAGUAAUGUCAUGAAAUGGUUUGGACCUCCUCAGCAGAGGCUCAGUGUUCUUGUAUUCACUCUCAUACAGGUGCUAAUUUGUGUGCUCUGGUUAACAUUAUCCCCUCCUUUCCCCAACAAGAACAUGAAGUACUACAAAGACAAGAUCAUUCUAGAGUGUGAUGUGGGGUCAGCAGUGGGCUUCUGGGCUGUGCUGGGGUACAUUGGUCUCCUCUCUGCCCUGUGCUUUGUACUGGCUUUUCUGGCCAGGAAGCUGCCUGACAACUUCAAUGAAGCCAAAUUCAUCACCUUCAGCAUGAUCAUAUUCUGUGCCGUCUGGAUCACCUUUAUCCCAGCCUAUGUCAGCUCACCUGGGAAGUUCACUGUGGCCGUUGAGAUUUUUGCCAUUUUAGCUUCCAGUUUUGGUUUACUUUUCUCUAUUUUUCUGCCCAAAUGUUAUAUUAUUGUUUUUAAGCCUGAAUUAAAUUCAAAGAAGCAUUUAAUGGGCAAAAUGGCAUCAAAAUCACUGUAAGCUGAAAUGAAAAAUAAUUUCAAUUUAAAAU